GGCCUCUAUUCGAUGGCCACGCCUAUAAGGACAGAGCGACGCCCUGAUUGAACAUACCCACGUCCCCAUCCUUCGUUGACCACGCCCCUAAGUCAAUACCCAGCUCUUUCCCCUGGCCACGCCUCUUGCAGCAUGCCACGCCCCUAUCGACAGACCUCGCCCUGGAGAUUCAGUCUUGCCUCUAUUUUCUGGUCCCAGCCCUUCAACUGGAGUCCCGCCCCAAUCGCAGAUGACCGCCCCUUGAGUUACAGCCACAGCCCCUCACCUGGGCCUCGCCUCUGCUGCAAAGUAUGGCCCCCAGCGUCCUCAGCUCCAUUCCUAGGCACCCUCUUCUGGGGAAACGCUAGAGUUCGAGAAACAUUUCUGGUUCGCUCACUCUUUAGUUUUGUUUCUGUCUCUGAGCGUCUCUGCCUGUCCUUUUCUUCUCCAGAAUUUAAAACAAUCAAUGCACUCAACAGGGGGCAGUGUAGGGACGCUGAACCGCGAGCCCCUCUUCACGUCCACUAAAAAGCCCCGCCCCCUCCAGAACCUGAGCUCUCUGGGACCUUAAAUCUCAGCUUUCCAGUCGCUGUGAAUCGUAAUCGACUUGACAGCAACGAUUUUUUUUUUUUGAUCUGCUCCGUAUUCCAAAAAACAGGAAUUCGAGCUCUCUCCCCUGCCAGGCCCCCUCAAGUCCUGGGAGCUCGAAGCUCCAGCCUCUCACUUUUAAGGGACCCAGGUGUCCGGACCCUAGUCCCUCUUCCCUCAAGCACCGAGGCUCUUUCCCAGCCCCGGGACAGUGGCGACCACUAGUCUGCUAGUGCCGGUGAACUCAGGAGUCUGCACCUCAUUGGACCUCGAAUACAUUCCCAAACGCCUUGCCCACGCCUGUUGACCCUGGUGAGGUUGUAGGUACAGAAAUCGAUCAAGGCCCCUUCGCACACCCCGACCCUCAAAAAUAUACUUGAAGGUGAGCAGGAACGAUUCUUACCGGUUCGCACCACUUCCACACCCCAAGACACAAAUGCGACACAUACUAAAGGGAGUCCAGGGGCUGGGUCCCCUCCUUCAUCAGAACCGAGAGUCCGGACCCCAAGCCCCCUCUUCCCUCAGACUCAGGAGUCCAGACCCCCAGCCCUCUCCUUCCCCAGACCCAGGAGACCGGGCCCCCAGCCAGGUCUUCUCCCAGGGGCCCAAGCUUCUGAAUCUUCAGUUCCUACCAGUCCCCAGUUAGACUUCAUCUCUCCUCUCCCAAAGCAAAAAUCCUGCCCCAAACUGUCACGGCCGGACCCCCUUCCCGGCUGUCCGACGCCGGGCCCGCCCCCCCUCCAGUCCCUCCCCCUUUUCCCAAACAAAGCUCCGGGCAACUUUCUCCCCGGCAGCGCCCCGCCCGCGGCUCCCCAGCCUAGGCCGGGAGGUAAGAAGGCGCCUGCGGGAGCCGGGAGUCCUGCUUUGGGGUGUGUGAGUUGGUGUGGGAAGUUAGGAAUUCGGAAUUGUGGUGUGUGUUUGUGGGACGGACUCUGCCUUGCUGGCCACCCUCUUUUGUGCAUGCGGGCCCGCGUGGAAGUGUGGAGUUGAACUUUGGCCGGAGUUAGGGUGUCUGUGGAUGGGUCUGAGUUGGGGAGAUGGCGCCGUGUGUUGGGGAGGGCUGGGGACGCUGGCGGGGGCGUGGGAGUGUGUGGGCGUCUGGGGCUGCGUCAGUUGGGAGUGAGAAGAACCUCGUGUGUAUUUGUGACCGAAUGGGUUUGCGUGUGUGAUCUGUGGGCGCAAGGAAGGGUUCCGGGGUGGCACAAGGGGACUGUGAUGUAUUCUGGAAAUAAAGCCUGUGUCUUCGGAGGUUUGAGCUCUGGGGCGGGAAAUUAGGGGGACCUUUCUCACCCAGCGCCUCCAUCUCUUUGUCUGGUCACAUGGGGGAGGGCUGGGCUGGGGUUUUGGCCUACGAGGGUCCCGAGCCCUGCAGCGCCACUAGGUUUGGCCUGAGGUCUUUGUCUGCCUGGGCCCAGGCUCUAGGGUCUGAGGGAGGAGGAGGAGUCUGGGGGCACUGACUCUAGGGUCUGAGGGAGGAGGGGGCGGGGCCCGGACUCCUAGGUCAGAGGGAGGAUGGCGCUGGGGCCCAGGCUCUUGGAUCCGAGGGUGGAGGGGGCUGGGGGUCCGGACUCCUGGGUUUAAGGAGGAGGGGCUUGGGGCCUGGACUUUGGGGUCCUGGGAAAGCCAUGGAAGACCAGGAGCCGAUAAGAAGGCGGGAUCUGACUGUAUUGGAAAAAGUUUUCCCUGUCCCCGGCCUUCGGAAAAUCACUGGGAACUCGAGUUGGAGCAGAGCCCACAGCGCAGGGGGAGGGGACCAGAGGGGGAGGCCCCUUUCCCGCCAGCCCCUCCUCUGAUGGGGGUUGUGGGAAGCUGGGGGAGGGGACGCCUGGGCCCUUUGUUCUAUAUCUCCUGAUGGCAGGGCGCCUCUACCCCCUAGCCUGUGGUUCCGUGGGUCUUCCCUGGCCUCGGCUUGAGUUUCUGCCCUGAAUCUCUGUCCCCCUUCUUUCUGGAUCUCUGUCCCUUUCUCUCUGGGGCUGUCUCCCUCUCUCUCUGGAUCUCUGUCCAUCUCUCCAUGGGUCUCUAUCCUCCUCUCUGUCUGGGUCUCUGUUCCUCUCUCUUUCUGCGUCUCUGUUCCACUCUCUCUCUGAGUCUGUGUCCCCCUCUCUCUGGGUCUCUGUCCCUCUCUUUCUGGGUCUCUGUCCCUAUCUGAGUUUCUGUCCCCCUCUUUCUGGGUCUCUGUCCCUCUCUUUGUCUGAGUCUCUGUCCCCCUCUCUCUCUGGGUCUCUGUCCCCUCUCUGAGUCUCUCUCCCUCUCACUUUGAGUCUCUGUUCCUCUAUCUUUGGGUCCCCCCUCAGCCUUGCUAGAGCCUGUGCCCUGCCUCCUCCAUUUCUAGGAGCUGCUGCUCAAAUCUUAGCACCUGUUCUUGGGGUGGAACUGGGAAGGUCGUGCCCAUGCCUCCCCUCCCCCUCAACUAGGCUCUGAAUCCUGAGUUCUUUACAACCAGUAAUUCAUACCCGAAAAUUCAGCCCUCAUGGGUCCUAGGCAUUACCCUGGGGUGCUCUAGACUUCAUCACAAUCCAGGUUCCACUGGAAACUCAGAGGAGAACAUGCCCACCUUCAACUUCACCAGAAAUCCAACACCGUUCUCAGGGAUCCAGUGUUCCAGGCCUUCCGGCCCGUUCCUCCCUUAAGCCCAGCAGUCUGGGCCCCUAGUCCCCUCCUAACUCAGAUCCAGGAAUCUGGAUCCCAGCCUCCCACUCAGACCCAGGUGUUCAGGCCUCUCGCCCCCUCCUUCCCCAGACUUAAGAGUACAGCCCUCAGCCCUCACAGCCCUGAGGUCCCUCAGGGUGGGUAGGAGGAACCAUGGUGAGCUCUGUUUUCUUCAGGCCCAGAUGGGAGAACCCCGGGCUGGGGCCCCCCUGGACGAUGGCAGCGGCUGGACGGGCAGUGAGGAGGGCAGUGAGGAGGGCACUGGUGGCAGUGAGGGGGCUGGGGGAGAUGGAGGCCCAGAUGCGGAGGGUGUCUGGAGCCCAGAUAUCGAGCAGAGCUUCCAGGAGGCCCUGGCCAUCUACCCACCCUGCGGCCGGCGGAAGAUCAUCCUGUCCGAUGAAGGCAAGAUGUAUGGUCGGAAUGAACUGAUUGCCCGCUAUAUCAAGCUGAGAACGGGGAAGACCCGAACUCGCAAACAGGUCUCUAGUCACAUCCAGGUUUUGGCCCGAAGAAAAUCGAGGGAAAUCCAGUCCAAGCUUAAGGACCAGGUUUCCAAGGACAAGGCUUUCCAGACAAUGGCCACCAUGUCCUCAGCCCAGCUCAUCUCAGCACCUUCCCUGCAGGCCAAACUGGGUCCCGCUGGUCCUCAGGCUGCUGAGAUUUUCCAGUUUUGGUCAGGGGGCUCUGGGACUCCCUGGAAUGUUCCAGAUGUGAAGCCAUUCUCGCAGACGUCGUUCUCCUUGUCUCUGACUCCUCCAUCCACUGACCUCCCAGGGUACGAGCCCCCACAAGCCCUCUCACCCCCGGCCCUGCCCCCACCUGCCCCGUCACCCCCAGCUUGGCAGACUCGGGCCCUGGGCACUGCCCGGUUGCAGCUGGUGGAGUUCUCAGCCUUUGUAGAACCACCAGAUGCUGUUGAUUCUUACCAGAGGCAUCUAUUCGUACACAUCAGCCAGCGCUGUCCCAGCCCUGGAGCUCCCCCACUCGAAAGCGUGGACGUCCGACAGAUCUACGACAAAUUCCCCGAGAAAAAAGGCGGUCUGCGGGAGCUGUAUGAUCGUGGCCCCCCCCACGCCUUUUUCCUGGUCAAGUUCUGGGCGGACCUGAACUGGGGCCCGAGUGGUGAGGAGGCAGGGGCCGGCGGCAGCAGUGGUGGCUUCUAUGGAGUGAGCAGCCAAUAUGAGAGCCUAGAGCACAUGACCCUCACUUGUUCCUCCAAGGUCUGCUCCUUUGGCAAGCAAGUGGUGGAGAAGGUAGAGACGGAGCGUGCACAGCUGGAGGAUGGGCGGUUCGUGUACCGCCUGCUGCGCUCGCCCAUGUGCGAGUACCUGGUGAAUUUCUUGCACAAGCUGCGGCAGCUGCCCGAGCGGUACAUGAUGAACAGCGUCCUGGAGAACUUCACCAUCCUCCAGGUGGUGACAAACAGGGACACCCAGGAGCUGCUGCUGUGCACUGCCUACGUUUUCGAGGUCUCUACGAGUGAGCGUGGGGCCCAGCACCACAUUUACCGCCUGGUCAGGGAAUGAAGGGGGACCCCAAAACUGGCUCACCCCCAAAGCAUCCCCCUCCCAGGAAGGACCCUUCAGCUCUCCCAGGCUCCUUAUUUGGGGAGGGGGCUGUGAUGAAAGGGGGCUGGCCUCAGAGGCCUAAGUGACUGGGGCUGAACUUGAAGUUAAAGGGGACCCCAAAACCUGGGAGCUUAAUUUAUGCUCCAUUGUCUUGAUGGAAUAGGCUGGGAUUGGGAGGAAUGGAUAGGCCUCCAGUAUUGGGAUCUAUCUCACUAGGAGCAUCUGAAAGGACAGAUCACUCCAGAGCAUCAGGAAUUGGGCACAGGAGUGAGACAACCCCCAGCCUCUUGACAGGGACCCCCAAUCUGUUUUGAAGUUGCUAUGAGUUGAAAUUGACUCAACGGUACCUAACAACAACAACAGUUACACAUUGGCUUGUCACCCCGUGCCCAUUUUCCAGCCCCCAACCAUCGUCUACCUCCCCCAUCUCUCCCCUCCACCCCAUGAUGUGUGAUAGGCCAAAUCGAAGGUUAACCCUUUCUGUGCAGGUGCACAGCCAGGUGGGCCCUGAAAAUAGUUUUUUUUUUUUUUUUUUUAAUAUAACAAGAGAUAUUUAUAAAUGGGUGUUAGGGUCUUGACUUUAUCUCAGCUGG
Molecule: messenger RNA, 5377 nt
Organism: Loxodonta africana (African savanna elephant)
Lineage: Eukaryota; Metazoa; Chordata; Mammalia; Proboscidea; Elephantidae
Gene: TEAD2
Product: TEA domain transcription factor 2
Exons: 11
Coding region: 3399-4742 (447 amino acids)
Biological process (GO): hippo signaling; regulation of transcription by RNA polymerase II; embryonic organ development
Cellular component (GO): transcription regulator complex
Molecular function (GO): DNA-binding transcription factor activity, RNA polymerase II-specific; RNA polymerase II cis-regulatory region sequence-specific DNA binding
Source: RefSeq, a predicted model, not a curated record